This is a messenger RNA of Arxiozyma heterogenica, 1350 nucleotides long. RefSeq names its product forkhead box transcription factor. The transcript has a single exon. The record is from RefSeq and is a predicted model, not a curated record. Bases 1 to 1350 code for a protein of 449 amino acids. Gene Ontology annotation, biological process: regulation of transcription by RNA polymerase II. Lineage: Eukaryota; Fungi; Ascomycota; Saccharomycetes; Saccharomycetales; Saccharomycetaceae. Gene Ontology annotation, molecular function: DNA-binding transcription factor activity, RNA polymerase II-specific; RNA polymerase II cis-regulatory region sequence-specific DNA binding.
AUGUUGAAGGGAAAGAGAAGAUCAUCUGACCAAAUCGAGAGAAUUAGAGAUCACUUGAAAAAAAUGAUGUGUUGUCCAUUACAGACAAUUGAACUUAACUCAAAUCAACUAUACAAUACUAAUACUACUAAAAUCACAAAGGAUACGCACAGCUUACCAAUAAAUGGAUUUGUCUCUAAGUAUAAACGCAAAAAGAAUUCAGCAAGAAUAUCUAAAUUUCAAAUCACAUCGUCUUUAAAUAAAAAGAAUGAUUCCCACCCUCAAUGUGAUAAUAAGGUUCAAAAAAGUGGCAGAUUAAGAAAAUACGACAGGUUUACUUUAUUUAAAUAUCUUCAACAAAGGAAACAAGAUAAUUUAUCUUAUGUUAAGCCUGAAUUAUCAUUUGGUCAAUUGAUCUGUCUUGCAAUUUUACAAUCAGAUGAAAGGAAACUGAUCCUCUUCGAUAUCUGUCAUUGGAUAUCAGCUAAUUUCCCAUUUUACAGAUUGACUGAUACAAAUUGGCAAAACUCUGUAAGACACACAUUAUCGAUUAACCCAAACUUUAUUAAAUUGGAAAGUGUUAAAAUAUCAAACAGUAAUGGUGUUAAGGAUAACGAACAUAGGAAACGAUAUGUGUUUGUUGGUAAAGAUAACAAUGGAUUGAAUAAAGUUAAUCAAAAUGUUAGAAAAUCAAGUAAAUGGGGGGUUACAUCUGACGGUAUAUCCUCUUUUUUUAUCUGUUCACCAAAUGAUUUACAUCUUUUCAUUGAUGUGGUUAAACAGAUAAAUCAACUCAUAUUUGAGACUGUACAACUGAAGGAUAGUUAUUCAACAGAUUUAGAUUCAUUAAUAGUUCAGGAUCCACAUCAAACAGGACCUUUUUCCUUGGAUUCGUCAUCACCACUUUCUCAGGUUUCCAAUAGUUCUAAACCGCUAUCCAAUUCUUCCAGUAUGACAGACUUAACAACCCUAAGUGUUGACGAUACAUCAACACUUGGUUUACCAUUUUUUUUAGCAUCUUCUGUAGACAGCACACUGGUCCAAAAGCUAGAAAAACAUGAACUACCACAUCAACAAGAAACCAUAUACGAUAUUGAUUCGAAAUUAGAUUUACUAAAGACACCAAAAUUUGACACAACUUCAACCAGAUGUUAUAUUUUAAAUGCAUUUGAAAAUUCUCUGCAUAAUAAUAAUUGUACUAAUAUUAGUAACAAUAACAAUAAUAUUAAUAUUGAUAAUUUCGAUAUGAAUAGAACGAAUAAUGAUUUCGUGCCGUCUUUUUUCACAGAUUUGAAUCCACCGUCACCAACACUUAUUUUUAAUGAGUCAACUCUAUAUCCCAACGAGACUACAUCCUUCUCGAUUUUGUAA